Scylla paramamosain (green mud crab) is the source of this 2201-nucleotide messenger RNA. RefSeq names its product gametogenetin-binding protein 2-like. Lineage: Eukaryota; Metazoa; Arthropoda; Malacostraca; Decapoda; Portunidae. The record is from RefSeq and is a predicted model, not a curated record. The coding region runs from base 420 to 2021 and encodes 533 amino acids. Gene Ontology annotation, cellular component: nucleus; cytoplasm. The transcript has 10 exons.
GCUGAGGCGCAGGCGUGGACCGGCCUCUGCACGCCUCCCAGCUCACCAAGCCCAACACAACACAUAAAAACACUCAUCCAGCACUUAAAAACCCAAAAUAAACCCAGAAAAGUAUAUGCAAAUUAAAAGCAUACUCAACUUGUGUAAAGUAAACAUAAAUGAAGGUUUUAUUAAUAGUUUUUGGAGAUGAUAUUUUAAGUUCCCGAAGCCGCAGCCAGGCAGGACAGAAUCGGACGCGGCAGUUGCCAUACCGAGACCAAUGUGAGGCAGAAAACCGCCGACUUUUUCCUCAAUUUUUGUGAUUAUUCUUCCUUCCCUGAUGUGAGGGUCGGGUGGCGGGUGCAGGAGGUCCACACUCUAACCUCGGGAGGGCGGCACGCGCGUUAUCCAGGCCCAGGGAGACGUGAAAUAAGGUCAAAAUGGCGAAGUUGGUCGGUGUUUACGAUGAGGAGGAAGAAAUUCUAUUGGGGAGGAGACAGCUGCCCCUCAACGUGUAUGACAGCAGAGUUAUGACAAUGCAGCUUGGAGAGACAUGUGAACGCUGUGAGGUAUCUGGAGGAGUCUCAGCGGCAGUAGCAGGGCGGCGGCGCUGGGAUGAAAACUUCACUAGACAGUACACAACGCUUAGCAAGGAGGAGGUGGUGGCUGCCCUCACUGUCCCUUCUAAGCUGCUCUUCACACGCCUUGCCCAGACUGUCGCCUGUGUGGGCUGCCGGCGGAGUGUUGAGCGUCUGUUCAACCAGCUGCGAGUGUCGGGCCACCCUGCACUGGAGCCCCUGGUGGUGACCGGCUCUGGUGCCCUCACUGUGCAGAGGAAGUAUGCCCUCCAGACCCGCACAUUGGGCUCACUCUUCAGCGACCACAGCCUGUCCCUAAGUGCAAUGCUGGACAACAUUCCCAAGCUGAAGAAGUCGGGUCGCUGUGUGUUGCACUCCAUGGAGGGGGUGCGGUGCCGGCCGGGGGGGCGGUCGUGGCGGGAGGUGUGGGACGUCAUGGACACCACAUGCCGUGAGACCGUCACCUUGGUGUGCCCCGACCAGCUGCUGGCCACACUUGACAACUACCUCCGCAAGCACCGGUUCUGCCAGGAGUGCAAGAACAAGGUCCACCGGGCUUUUGACAUCCUGGUGGGUCAGGACGGUGGUGGCGUGGAGGCAGGCAGCAAGGAGAAGGGCUACGUAGCUGCCCUGUACGCUGGUAUCCGGCGCUGUGAGGCCAAGGGGCACAUCCACAUCCCUGCUGACACUGAUUAUGUCACCCACCUCAUCACCCGUGCCGAGCCAGAGCUGCAGGGGAGACGGGAGAGGCACGCCAAGACACUGGAGAUCGCACAGGAGGAGGUGCUCACCUGCCUGGGCCUCUUCCUGUAUGAGCGGCUGCAGAAGGUCCACACUCGUCUGAGGGAGGAGGAACAGACCUGGGACAUCCUCUUCCAUGUGGCGCUGGACACUCUGCGGAGGAACUUUGAGCUGUAUGUGGAGGACAAGCAGGGCUACUCCAAGUUUGAGAUGCUGUGUGAGGAGCUGCAAAGACAGGAGCUGAGGGAGAAGGCCAAGAAGGAGAAGAAGAAGAAGAGAAAGAAGAACAAGAAGAAUGAGGAAGGGAAGGAAAACACUUGCCUGUGUGAGGAGGAGGCUGGGGGCUGCAGGGAAUGCGAGUUAAACAUGGCGUCCACUUGUCCCGGCCAGCGUGCCACACUCAUCAACGCCACCAACAAGCAGGUUGGCUCUGAGCUGUUUUGUCGAGGAGGGACUCACCUGGGGCCACCCUUAGGCACCCCACAUGUAGGGAAUGGCCACCUUCACCCACCAGAUCAGCCAGGAGGGGGUCGGGGGGUGGGCGGUGUGGUGGGAGUGACUGUGGGAGUGUUGGAGCCAGUGAUGCAGGGAGUGAGCGUGGCAGCAGUGAAGAGAAAGAGAGCUGUGAUUCUAGCCCUGACCCCUAUCACCACCAUCACCACCAUCACCAUCACCACCAUCACCACCACCACAGCCACAACCACAGUUCGCCACACCCCCUAGAAUGCACUGCCUCCACAGACUCCCUUGUGUCCAGGUGUUCACAGGGAUCGCGUGAUGGAGGUUACUGCUCAGCCCAGGGGUCAUCGCGGGACUCCUCUGAGGUGGCGUGUGGGGAGGGUCUGUGCUCCCACCACCAUGAGGACCACCUGGAGGACCCCCAUGCCCCACACACACCCCACA